AGCAGAUCGCGUAAGAUCCAACCAUCGAAAACAAAAACAAAAAAAAACAUGGCGGCUUGGCUUCUCCAAAUCAAUCCAAAGGCAUUACAGUUACACGUUCCUCCUUUCGCUAACGUGUCCCCUCUCAAUCUCCAUCUUCCAUGCGAAGAAGAAGCCCUUCAUCAUUCUUCUCUAUCUUCUUCUUCCCUUCGUCUCCACGUUCUCUUUCUCCUUCUUCCUUCUUCUCUCGUUUCUCUUCCUCUCUCUCCGUUAUGUCUCCUGCUCGAGAAGCCGGCAAUGGCGAUUCGCAAUCUAGGGUUACUGUCAUCGGCAGUGGGAAUUGGGGAAGUGUCGCUGCUAAGCUCAUUGCUUCUAAUGCCCUCAAGCUCCCUUCUUUUCACGAUGAAGUGAGGAUGUGGGUGUUUGAGGAGGUUCUACCAAAUGGUGAGAAGCUCACUGAUGUAAUCAACAAGACCAAUGAAAAUGUCAAGUACCUCCCUGGGAUUAAGCUAGGAACAAAUGUUGUUGCGGAUCCUGACCUUGAAAAUGCAGUGAAGGAAGCAAACAUGUUGGUUUUUGUUACGCCGCAUCAGUUCAUGGAUGGUAUAUGCAAGGAACUAAGUGGAAAGAUAACAGGAGCUGUUGAGGCUAUAUCUCUUGUUAAAGGAAUGGAAGUGAAGACGGAAGGUCCCUGUAUGAUCUCCAGUCUCAUUUCCAAGCAACUCGGUAUCAAUUGCUGUGUUCUUAUGGGCGCAAACAUUGCCAAAGAGAUCGCUGAGGAGAAGUUUAGCGAGGCAACGGUUGGAUAUAGAGAGAGUAGAGAGAUAGCUGACACAUGGGUUCAAUUGUUUAGUACUCCGUAUUUCAUUGUCACACCGGUCCAUGAUGUUGAAGGAGUAGAGUUGUGUGGGACCUUGAAGAAUGUAGUGGCUAUAGCAGCGGGUUUCGUGGAUGGUUUGGAAAUGGGUAAUAACACUAAGGCUGCAAUCAUGAGGGUUGGUCUAAGAGAGAUGAAAGCUCUCUCAAAGCUUAUGUUUCCAUCUGUUAAAGACAGUACUUUCUUGGAGAGCUGCGGUGUAGCAGAUGUUAUAACAACUUGCUUAGGAGGAAGAAACCGGAGAGUUGCAGAAGCAUUUGCCCAAAGCGGAGGAAAAAGGUCUUUUGAUGAGCUUGAAGCAGAGAUGCUACAAGGGCAAAAGCUACAGGGUGUUUCGACGGCAAAAGAGGUCUACGGAUUCCUGAACCACUCUGGAUGGCUCGAGAUGUUUCCGCUGUUUUCAACAGUUCACCAAAUCUGCAUAGGUCGUCUUAAACCUGAAGCCAUUGUUCAUUACCGUGAGCACAAAGCCUGAUUUCUAUUGUUGGUUCCAUUCAUCUGCAAAGACUAAUCUCAGUUGAUGAUUUUGAUGUAGAGGUUAACGUUUUUUUUUUCUUUUUGUUUUUGUGUUUACUAUAUGAGUAGAACCUUCUAGCUGGUUUAGAGGGUCUUGUUUAUUCGAAGUUAUUGGUCCAAUCCAAAUUAAAUUGGUUUGGAUCGAACUCAGUCGUAUGCUCUAUGUUGUUAUCACAAGUACAGGAUUCGCUUAUUAAAAAAAUGAAAGAUU
This is a messenger RNA of Eutrema salsugineum, 1583 nucleotides long. RefSeq names its product glycerol-3-phosphate dehydrogenase [NAD(+)] 1, chloroplastic. The coding region runs from base 141 to 1331 and encodes 396 amino acids. Gene Ontology annotation, biological process: glycerol-3-phosphate catabolic process; carbohydrate metabolic process. Gene Ontology annotation, cellular component: glycerol-3-phosphate dehydrogenase (FAD) complex; cytosol. The record is from RefSeq and is a predicted model, not a curated record. The transcript is spliced from 10 exons. Gene Ontology annotation, molecular function: protein homodimerization activity; glycerol-3-phosphate dehydrogenase [NAD(P)+] activity; NAD binding. NCBI's taxonomy places the organism in Eukaryota, Viridiplantae, Streptophyta, Magnoliopsida, Brassicales, Brassicaceae.